Messenger RNA from Candida tropicalis MYA-3404, 372 nucleotides. RefSeq lists its product as uncharacterized. The record is from RefSeq and is a predicted model, not a curated record. NCBI's taxonomy places the organism in Eukaryota, Fungi, Ascomycota, Pichiomycetes, Serinales, Debaryomycetaceae. The coding region runs from base 1 to 372 and encodes 123 amino acids. The transcript has a single exon.
AUGAUAUCGCCAGAAAGUGGUAACUUCACUGCGAUGCAAAAAGUGGCAACUCACUAUGUAUCAAAAAACGGGAAACUUCAUUAUUCUUCCAGUAAUGGAAAACUUAUUGAUGUUGAAAAGUUUGGAAACUUCUACUACAUUUUCAAUCAGCUUUGCUGUAAACUCAGAGACGCUUUCGGGCGUAGGACACAAAAUUUCACAGUGGCCUGGGCUACCUUUUCUCUCCGUCAUAAGAAUUUUACUACCACAUUUCGAUGUGAGAAUCUAUGUUCGAUGCGGGGGUGGAUAGUCGAAUCCAGUCCACCCAUUACUGCUAGUCAAUACAGCAAUUGGGAUUACAUUCUAGAUAAUAUAGCCACCACUAAAUCUUAA